AUGGCACCCCGACUACGACAAAAUGGCCGGUCCCCAAGCGCUGCCCCUUCCGAAACCUCUGGAUCAACGUCACCAGAGCGUGCCGCCGACGAUGACACCGACUUCUUCAUGGCCCAAGCCAACGAUUCACAAUCCUCCAUCGGCGUCGCCAAUUUCCGUGACAGCCACCCCCAAAAUGUCCGCCCCAUGCCACUUCCGCCGAUCGGCCGCCUCCCGCCAGAGAUCCUAAUCGCGAUAUUCUCAAAGCUGAAUCUACCUUCGGACAUGCUCAACUGCAUGCUAGUGUGUCGUGGAUGGGCUGUGAACUCCGUUGGGAUACUGUGGCACCGGCCCUCUUGCAACAGCUGGUCGAAUCUGACGAGCGUGACCGCGUCCGUAGGCAAACAGGACAGCCUCUUCAACUAUGCAGACCUUAUUAAGAGACUCAACCUCUCUGCUUUGAGUGAUGUCAGCGAUGGAACGGUUGUUCCCUUUGUUCAGUGCAAGCGCAUCGAGCGGCUGACGCUGACGAACUGUUCUCAACUUACGGAUACUGGGGUGUCGGACUUGGUGGAUGGUAAUCGGCAUCUGCAGGCGCUGGAUGUCUCGGAACUGCGACAUCUUACUGAUCACACGUUGAAUACGGUAUCCAGAAACUGCCCCCGUCUACAGGGUCUGAACAUUACCGGGUGUUCGAAAAUGACCGACGACUCGCUAUUCGUCGUGUCACAAAACUGUCGUCAGAUCAAAAGAUUGAAACUGAACGGAGUUUCUAAUAUCUCAAACCGGUCAAUUCAGUCUUUUGCGGAGAACUGCCCAUCUAUCCUUGAAAUCGACCUACACGACUGCAGACUUGUCACUAGCCCUUCAGUGACUGCUUUGAUUAUAACACUGCGACAUCUUCGAGAGCUGCGCCUUGCACACUGCACUGAGAUUGAUGAUUCAGCCUUCUUGAAACUACCCGAAUUUGCGACCUAUGAUAGUCUUCGCAUUCUCGAUCUCACCGGUUGUGAGAAUGUCAAGGAUGAUGCAGUGGAGCGCAUUGUGCAUGCAGCUCCUCGUUUACGAAACCUAGUACUAGCAAAGUGCCGGUUUAUCACAGAUCGAUCCGUGAUGGCUAUUUGCAGGCUAGGAAAGAACCUCCACUAUGUUCACUUGGGCCAUUGCUCCAAUAUCACAGACUCGGCUGUCAGCCACUUGGUCAAGUCCUGUAACCGCAUUCGGUACAUCGACUUGGCCUGCUGCAACCGACUGACAGAUCAUAGUGUGCAACAACUAGCUACCCUGCCCAAGCUGCGAAGAAUCGGGCUAGUUAAAUGCCAGGCAAUUACUGAUCAGAGUAUACUGGCCUUGGCACGACCCAAGAUGACCCAUCCUUCAGUCAGCAGCCUGGAGCGAGUGCAUCUUAGCUACUGCGUUCAACUGAACAAAGAGGGCAUUCACGCUUUGCUGAACAACUGUCCUCGUCUGACUCACCUCAGUCUGACUGGCGUUCCACCAUUCCUACGGCCAGAACUCACCAAGUUCUGCCGAGAGGCGCCUAAGGAAUUCACACAACAGCAACGGGACGUCUUCUGUGUCUUCAGUGGCGACGGUGUCAAUCGACUUCGGGACUUCUUGAACCGGUACGAGUCAUCACCGCAUGAAGAAACCGAAGCCACGAUGUACGAUGACGAUGAAGAACUCGAUGAAGACGAGGGCCAAAUGACUGGGUUGAUGAAUGCAACCGUAAUCAACGAUGGAGACGAUGAUUACAUCGACGUUGGGCCAAUGAAUACGUGA
Molecule: messenger RNA, 1761 nt
Organism: Penicillium arizonense
Lineage: Eukaryota; Fungi; Ascomycota; Eurotiomycetes; Eurotiales; Aspergillaceae
Product: putative ubiquitin ligase complex F-box protein GRR1
Exons: 3
Coding region: 1-1761 (586 amino acids)
Molecular function (GO): protein binding
Source: RefSeq, a predicted model, not a curated record